AUGUUUUUAUUGAAAUGGUUUUUAAAGUAUCAUCAUCAUCAUCCUAUUAAUGUUUCCACUGCUGGGGCACAGGCCUUCCCUAUGGAUGGAAUAGAGAGAUUGGGCCAUGACCCACCACGCGGGCCCAGUGUGGAUUGGUGGACGACUGCAGCUGCGGCCAUCCCGGCCGCGACUGCAGUCGACAGCUUAACCUUCCCGGCCUUGCCGAGGCUCCAAGGGCCUCGUGAAGCCCUGGAAUCCUACUUAGUGACAGAAACAUAUUACCACCAACAGCAGGCUGUGCUGCUGACAAGUGAUAAAAGCGUAUCGGAUUCUGAUCACCUGCACUUUAUUGGUUACACUCCCGUAAGUGAUACAGGUGGCAAAACGUCUUUUGACUUGGAAUCUGAAUCUGACUUAGUGGUCAUAAAUAAUCCUAAGUUGAGUCCUAUAUAUGCGUCCGCAGAACAGAAGGAUGUCCUGGAAAAAGUUGGAGCAUUGAUUAAGAAUCAUGAAAUAUCAUCGCGCCAAUUUUUGACCAACAAACCGGCGAAAAUGUAUUGUGUAAGUAAACUUAAAUUCUAUCAUCGUCAUCAUAAGCUCAUCACCACUGCUGGGGCACAGGACUUCCCCAUGGACGGUAUACGAGAAAGGGUAGCAACAAACCACGCGGGCCCAGUUGCGAUUGUAAUUCUAAUACGAUUUUCUCAUUUUCCAUCUUCUCAGAGUAAAUUAUCACACGAUGUAACAGUAACACAAAUUGAUCAAGACUUCAUCGAUUCAAAGACGGCCUUCCCUAUGGAUGGAAUAGGGAGAUUGGGCCAUGACCCACCACGCGGGCCCAGUGCGGAUUGGCGGGUGCUAAUGACUGCAUAUGCAGCCGGGACCAACGGCUUAACGUGCCUUCCGAAGCACGGAGGAACUCGAGAUAGUAAAUUUUUGGUCACCCAUCCAAUGACCGACCACUGCGAAAGUUGCUGAACUUCAACGAUCACAGCCGAACGCGCUAACCACUUGCGCUAUCGA
Chilo suppressalis (striped riceborer) is the source of this 1005-nucleotide messenger RNA. The record is from the annotation of a GenBank genome assembly. Lineage: Eukaryota; Metazoa; Arthropoda; Insecta; Lepidoptera; Crambidae.